AUGUAUGUCCAAUUCAUCCUCUGUCAGACCUCGGCUUCAUUCUUUACGUAUGAAGACUUCUUUUCCUACAAGUCUGGUGUCUACAAGUAUACGAGUGGCGCAUAUGUUGAGUUUCAUACUGUUGAACUCAUCGGUUGGGGUACCGAGAAGGGAGUUGAUUACUGGUUGGCCAAGAAUGACUGGAAUGAAGAAUGGGCUGACCUUGGCACCUUCAAAAUAGCCCAAGGGGAUUGUGGCAUAAACGACUUGGUCCUCGGGGCACCUGCAGCCCUGAAUUGA
Molecule: messenger RNA, 279 nt
Organism: Perkinsus marinus ATCC 50983
Lineage: Eukaryota; Perkinsozoa; Perkinsida; Perkinsidae
Product: cysteine protease Cys2, putative
Exons: 1
Coding region: 1-279 (92 amino acids)
Biological process (GO): proteolysis
Molecular function (GO): cysteine-type peptidase activity
Source: RefSeq, a predicted model, not a curated record